AUGCUGAACGGGGAGAACGACGGGGUCUACGUGCCAUGGACACACCUCCAGGAUGGGGAGGCGUGCCUCUUUGAGCUCGCUCAGACGGCGGUGCUGCAUCUAGGAGCCGACGCUGACCGCGUGGCCAACGGGCUGAGCCUCUUCUCCGUCGACGGCCUGCCGAUCUUAACGGCAAACGAGCUGGAUAGACAGCGCGUUGCGCAUGUGCUCCUGGAUGGACAGCUAUGGGUCUGGCCUGGAAUCAAGGUGGGCUACGUGCGCGAGAUCGAGGGGUGCACUGUCACGACCCAGUCGCUGCGCCCGAAGGUGUUCACGGUCGAAGGCUUCUUCACACAGGAGGAAGCGGACGCCAUCAUCGCCGAGGGCAUCGAUCAUCUUUCGCGCUCUCCAGUCGACAGUGUCGACGCAGAAGAUGGCUACCACUCAGACCGAACAAGCUUCACGGCGUUCCUGGACGACAGCCACUUCACGCGAGACUUCCGCGAGCGAUCAGCGCGGAUCGCCCGCCUCCCGUCUCCUGGCUAUACAGAGAGGCUGCAGCUUGUGAGGUACGAAACAGGUCAGUUCUUCCGCAAGCACGAGGACUAUUUUGACUCGAAAGAGUUUGUACCAAGCAAGCACUUGGCUGCUGGCGAGUUCGUGGAAUGGACUCAUUGGGCCUCGUCCAAAAUCGAGGAGCUCCGCCAGGAGCAUGGCGACGAUGUCGUCCCAGUUGAGUUCCUACCUGGUGGUGCAAUAGGUUUCAUGGAAGACGCUCAAGCGACCGACUUCUUCUGGGAGCACGCAGACAUGGCGUGGGGGGAUUGGAUUGACGAGAAUCUUGAACGUGGAGCAGACGACAUCAUGGGCCCAAUUUUGGAGAGCAAGGGCUACAUGCUGCCGUUCAUCGUUGCGUCGUGGGAGAAGCGUGUGGGGCUUGCUGCUUUGGUGUACUCUUUCCCAAAGUUGCUUGUUAGUGGCGUCACGCAUUACUUUCGAUGGAUACGCUGGGCGAAGGAACGUGUGCAGACGCUGAUGGACACAGAUAUCGAAGCUGUUCCGAAGAGUGUGAGACCUGAAGGGCAAGACUAUCCGACGUUUUACAUGAGUUUCCAGAACCGCAUGGCCAACUACCUGCUCGAAGACUACAGUCAAGAGCAACUUGUCGAGGCGCUUUCCAACGAGUUGUAUACGUGGCUUGUGGAAAACAAAGACAAUAAAGACGUUUUGCUUGAGGUUCUGCGCCAAAGCUCCCGUGGAUUCGACCUAGUUCUGGAGGCUUGGACCAAGCGAGCUGGCGGCCAAUUUGCCUACGAGAAGCCCAAGCACUUGCACCACUUCGAGCCGAAUCGGUUCGCAACACUUUUCUUGUACUUGAACGACUGCCCCGAAGGUGGCGAGACAGUAUUCCCGUAUUCGAAAGAGCGUCUGGUGACUGGGAUCGAGCGUGAAGGGAUGGACGAGUGCUCCGAGGGGCUCGCAGUGCCGCCCGUGAAGCUCACGGCGUCGUUGUUCUACUCGCAGACGCCGAUGAACGACCUGGAUCCGAGUAGUCUUCACGGCGGCUGUCCUCCGGCGAAGGGCAUCAAAUGUACGUUGCCACGCCCUGUGCUUAAUUUCGUGCACUCACCUUUUACUAACGUUAAAUACCAAUUGUCGUACCUCUGUAGAUGGAGCCAAUUCGUUCAUGUGGAAUGCCGACGCCGAUGA
This is a messenger RNA of Phytophthora sojae, 1689 nucleotides long. RefSeq lists its product as hypothetical. NCBI's taxonomy places the organism in Eukaryota, Oomycota, Peronosporomycetes, Peronosporales, Peronosporaceae. The coding region runs from base 1 to 1689 and encodes 562 amino acids. The transcript has 2 exons. Gene Ontology annotation, molecular function: procollagen-proline 4-dioxygenase activity. Gene Ontology annotation, biological process: peptidyl-proline hydroxylation to 4-hydroxy-L-proline. Gene Ontology annotation, cellular component: endoplasmic reticulum. The record is from RefSeq and is a predicted model, not a curated record.